AUGGAGAACUUUGAGUCAGGUAUCCCCGGGUGCAGUGCCGUCCCCUGGUCACUAAAAUUGCUGUUUGCAGCUAGGAUGAUCGGGUGGUCGGGCAGUAAACCCAGAAUCUUGGCCCCUACUUUUACUUUUUUAAAACAUUUUUUCCUGUUAACCCUACUUGCCCCACAUUUUCAACUAACUUUAACCCAGCCCAGAUAACUAAAUAAUUUAAAAUAUUUAAAUAACUAAUUAGAUGAAAUUAACCCCUGAGGGUUUAAAAAAAAAUAAAAAAUCAGAUCACCGUAAAAUAAUGUGAUUUGUAUUUCGAUCACUGCUGGCAGUGAUCAAUUGGUAGUGAAAGGGUUACAUUUUAUUAGAAUGGGGUAAGGGGAGGGAUGGGAUGUUUUACUAACACUUUUUAUGUUUCAUGGAGAAGCAAAUGAGCACUGAUCUGUCUCCCUCCACUUCACACUUCACACGGAGGUGGAUUGGUAGUUUCUGCAGCACAUGUGAUAACAUGAACUGGUACAUUGUUAUUGACUGCUACUUGUCUUCCUUGAACACUGAGGCAGACUGCAGCAGCAUUGACCCCAUGAUUGCUGUUAUUUGGGUGAUCCAGAGUUAAUUUAAGUAAAUGACAGAAAUUUUCUGUCCCACGUCCUUAAGGGUAAUUCUGCAAUGAUGGGCAUCGCAAAUGGGUUAACUCUUAAAUUGAGCAGUGAAACUUCAGAGGCAUGAUCUAUACAUUAAAACUGCUUGAUUAAACUCAAGUUGUUUUUAAGACUAUAGUUUCCCGUUAAUGUAUAUUUACACAACAUUGCCCCAGAUACUGGGAUAUAGGGUUAUGUUAAUGGAUGGUUACAUCACAUGGCUCCAGAUAAUGGGAUCUACAGUUAUAUUAACUGCUGUUUUGGUCUGAAUUUUUUUUAAAUUUUUUUUUUACUCCACACAGUGGGAGUCUGCUCUUUCAGUUCACUUCUAUUUACUGGACAUUGUGACACAUUUAGCUGUGAUUAUUGCUGAGUUGGGCAAUCUUUCUGUAUUGGACACUGUUGUCUACAUUUUUAGAUUUUAAUUAAUUGCAAUUACAGGGUUAUUCAGUGAAUUGUCAGCAAUUUUCCAGGGAAUUUAUAGGAGGCUGAGCUAGAGACAUAACUGACUUACAGUUUAGCACUCUUAGUCUAAAGCAGGGGUAGGCAACCUACGGCACUAGUGCCAUGCACGGCACUCAAGGCUGCUAGAGCCAAAUAGGCCCUGGCCUAUCAGGAGUCCCAGUAAAACUUCAGAUAUCUGCUAAUACAAAGAGGUGGUGAAGGACAAUCCUCAAUUUAUGCAUUGCAGCACGUAGAGUAAGUGAUCUCAGAGCACUUCAUUCCAGCACUUGUGAAUGGGAAUCCACACAGUAGUAGAGCAGCCUGCAGCUGCUGUUACUGCUCCUGUCCUUGACCUGUACCUGGCCGGCCUGGUCCCCACUGGAACCCAGGGAAGCCACCCACACUGCUAGAUAUACACAGAAAUGCAGAAAGACCCUCCCCUCAUACAAAUAAUACGGACAGCCCACACACAAACAUACACACAAUCCACUAACUAACAAUCCACAUACAUGCACACAACCUCACAUGCAGCCUCUCACAUGCUAUACUACCAAACACACAAUGUGACAUAUCCAUCCACACACACAAUUCCACAGGCUGCCCCCAUACACAGCCCACAUUCAUAUGUAUCAUACACGAUACCACAAUCUACUCAUGAACAUAUACAAUAUAAGAGCUCAUAUACGCACAAAUACAACGAUACAAAGCAAUUACAGUAUAAAUAACACAAGCAGAAUACGGCAGCAUACACACCAAUUUAAAACAAUAGGACCAGCAUGCUACGGGACAUCACAAUCCUAUAUCGGCACAGUGCUGCUAAAAGGUUGCCUACCCCUGGUCUAAAGUUUGAAAUUCCCUGUAUGUACGUCAACAGGAUUAGUCACUACAGUGAGAAUUACUGGGCGUUCAAAAAAAACACAACUGACUUGAAGAAUUUGUCUGUUUUUGCUAUUUUGUCCUACAUUUUUAAAGGGAUACUAUUGGCAUCAAAAUGUGAACACCUGACAAUUCAAACUUUGCUGAAUGAUCCUUCAUAGUGACUGAGCCUGACUGUAUGAUGGUAAAUUGUCAAUGGAAAAUGAUCUCUAAAACACCAAAUAAAUUCUUGUACUUUUUGUAGGUGAUAAGACGAGCCAGCGUCAGGAACCUGUGGUCAUCCUACUGGGAUGGGGAGGAUGUAAAGACCGUCUUUUGGCCAAAUAUAGCACCAUCUACCAUAAGCAGGUAACUACUGCCAUAGACCUAUAUGUAUGGAAUAUACAUUCAAAGAGUAACAAGUGUGUUGGAUAUUUUUCAACCAAGCUUAUACAUAUCGGCUAUUUAACAGAUUCUAAUUUCAGUUCACCAAAAUUCAAUGUCUAGAAAACACCAUUGUAUUUAAUUAAUAACCAAUUUCUGACAUCAAACUUGGGGAAUGUCAUGCAAAUGAUAGAGCACCAUAACCACUACAGCCAAUGGAAGCUGCUUAGAGGACCCCAGGUAAAUUAUCAGGCUGUUCUUAAGUGGUUGAAUUUCUUGUGCUGGAAGUGGACUGUAGUGGUUAUGCUGCUUAGAAUGUUCCUUAAACCACUCAAUAUCCGGUAGAAUGAAAUCUUCUCAGUGUGAGAUAUACUUAGUACCUGAUGCUCUCCCUCUUCUGGACAGCCGUGUUUUCGUCUGCCAUUUUUUGGUCUGUCUCUUAAGCGCAUGUCCGCUUCAGGUUCCAGGAGCCCUGUCUUUUAUGUAUUCUUGCACAUGCAUGCAAGUAUAAAAUAAGGACCUAUGGAAAAACCUGCAAAGUGUGGGAAUCUUCCAUAGAUUGUCUUGCGCAUGCACUGUAUAGAUGUCAUAGGUAUCUCUUGCGCAUUGUGUGAGAAUUUCAUAUGGGCGAAAUGGAUAUCCUACCAGUACACCUAUAAAUGCUGACAAGUGGAUAGGUUGCUACAUUUAGGGAUACAAAAUAACAUUGUUAUGGUAGUCUACGUAUAAAUGUAUCUAAUAGGGCUGGUGGAAUACUUUAAAAGCCGAGGUGCCACAGAGUGCCCAGGACUUGUCUCCCUCUGGAACUAUUUCAGAGAAAUGAAUUAUUACAUGGUGACAUUGUUUUAAUAGGAGCACAGGCUUGCAUCAUAUGGCUCUCAGAUAUGUCUGUCUGUAAAAUACCAAUUUUGACAUUUCCACUUUUCCCUUGCACAAUAUACUGAACACAUCAGGUCUUAUGCUUCUCACAUGGAAGUAACGCAAUGCAGUUUUGCAAUUUGUUCGUUCUUUAAAUUGCUUAACAUAGGUAUAACGUCCAAGCUAAUUAGCUUUAUGUUUUACAAGAAAAAAUGGUUCAGACAUUUUAUGGGGCUCAUUUUCUUAGCUGGGAAUUGUUGCAAGGUUUGGGCCAAAUUAGCCAAAAUAAAUGAGCUGCAUAAUAUUUCCAAUGUGGCAAUUUUGGCCUCAAACUUGUAAUUCCCAUGACAAUUCUUCAUAAUGCCCAAUUUACUUUUUAAGUGCUUAUAUAUCCCUUUUCCUUAUCCAUCUUAGUGUUUCCUCAUAUAUUUUUAAAUAAGAAUUGUAGCCCUAUGUACAACUUUCCAUAUUGCAGAAUAUUUCUUAGUUAGGAACCCAUAUUGCAUCAUCGACUGUCUACCAAAUCCAGUACUCUUGGGCAGAUAAAGCUGGAUGUGUGCCUUCAGAAUUCAUGCGAUUUAUGGGACUUGUAGUUUUAGUCAUUAAAGGGACUCUCCACACCCCUUGCUGAAGUGCUCGGCAGUCAAACAGACAGCAGGUUUUAUUACUUCUUGGUCGUUUAGCUUAGUGGAGCACCUGCCUUGCAAAGACUUCUCAUUGGACAGCCACAGAAAGUCAGAGCGGGUUUACAAGGGGUGGACAAAGGCAAAAGCUGUAGACAAGAGAUGUGCAGUUUAUUUUAAUAUUUUUAUUUUUACAGUGCAGUGACAUUUUCAAAGACAGGAGUAGACAUCAUUGGGGUGAGCUGCGUUCCUCUUACCCAUGCUACUAAGUAGGCAUCAACUAGGCCUCAGAGCUCUAUCGAGUGUCCUACACCAGACGUGGUCAGAGAUGCUCAUUGAGUCCUCCUCUUGAUCCCCCAGACUAACAAUGGAAAUGUCAGGUGUUAAAACGGUCAGCAAAUCUGUUACUAUUAGGAAAGUCUAGUUUUCUCCUUGAGCUCAGCUAAUCUGUAUCCAAUCAGCAUGGAAGUCAGGCCCCAUCCUGGAUCUGCAGCUUCUGCAAGCUGUUUUUAGAUAUACCGUUUUUGAUAUAAAAUGCAUAAUUAAAUGCAUGCAUAUAUUCAUUGAGGUUCAUAUCUACUAAAUAGUGAGUUUUAUUUUUAUAUUUGGGCAGUGGAGUGCCCCUUUCACCUGGAAAUGCUGGAGUACAAACCGAGUAAUUGCAAGUUUUUGUUCAAAAUAAUUCAAAAAUCUUUUCGCUCUCUUAAUAAGUUGCAAUUCCUUUUGUUAAUUUUCCACAUUACAAAAUCUAGGGAAUAAAUUGCUUUGCUGUUUUGAUGUGCAUUCGAGUGUGCAUAGUGUUAUAUUGAUUUAUUAAUUGCACGUCUUUCACUAAUUUUCCAUCUUUUCGUUUACAUAGGGUUGCUUUGUCAUCCGAUACACAGCUGCAUGGAGGACCGUCUUCAUCUCCGAGUCUUUUGGAUUCAGUACUCUUCGGGAACAGGCAGAAAAACUCCUCAAGCUGCUUUUUGAUUAUAAAUUGGAAAAAUGCCCUGUUAUGUUCCAUGUUUUCAGCAAUGGUGGCUUCAUGCUGUACCGCUAUAUUUUAGAGCUACUUCAUUCUCAUCGCCAGCUGAGCAAAUUGCACGUUGUAGGGACUAUCUUUGAUAGUGCCCCAGGCAACCGCAACGUGCGCGGCUCAGUUAGAGCCCUGAACGUCAUCCUUAAACCCAACACUAAUGUUUUACUGCGAUUCCUGGGGCUUGCCGCUUUUUGCCUUAUGGUAAUUGUGGUGAGGAUUAUCUUGUACCCACUAACCAGACUCCUCCAUGAGAAUCACUAUGACGCCAUGAAAAAGGACACUUCGCCUUGGCCACAGUUGUAUCUUUACUCAAAAGCAGAUCCCAUCAUCUCUUACCUCGAUGUGGAGAGUAUGAUAGCUUUGCGCAGGUCUAGGCAGCUGCCGACUAAGGCGUUCGACUUUGAGAAAUCGGAGCAUGUAGAGCAUUACCGAAGGUACCCGGAGAGGUACUCUGAGAUCUGCACUUCCUUUUUAAAGGACUGUCUCGUUGAAGCCAAGGGCUCUUCUGUUCAUGAUUGAGCUGCCUCUCUCUUAGUUAAUUGACCACUUGUUGAAAACCGUCAUGGCAGUAAUUGUAAAAGAAAAAAAAAGAAAAAACUGUUAAAUGUAGUGGUGAUGGCGCAAAUGUUCUUUGAGCGCCACCCCUCCUCCCCCCAUCUUCUUAUGGAACUUAAACCCUGGCUCGUGCAAGCAUGACCAGCCAUGUUAUUCAGCAAAGAUGGGCUGCAAACAUUAGCCUGCCCCUACACCAAAGUUGGGCAGGUGAUUUGUGUGUUUGUCUUUACAUUAUCUGCAUCGUAGUAGAAAGGGUGGACCAAAAGUACUGAGUGUUCCACAGUUUUUGGGCAGCGGCAUCCACAGAAUCUUUGCGCCAUAACUGCUGCAAUGAGCUACAGUAGUUCUGGUACUCAAAGUGCCUCUUUAACAUUUAAUACUUUUGCCUUAUCUAAGUUGUGUUGUCAUGAGCUGUUCACCCCUCUAGCAGAGAAAUUGUUAAUGAAUAACCUGACACACACAAACCUGUGAUUUGAUUCUCUGUUUAGUUAUUUUGGAGAAGGGGUGCUGAAAUUCCUGAUCCCCAGCUAUUGAUGAACUACAAAUCCCAUUAUCCUUUUCCAGCAAAAAAUGAAGACGGCAAGUGGCUUCCAUACAUUCACAGGAGUUGUAUUUCACAAAUCGCUGGGGAUUUGUAUUUUGAAAUGAAGGCUUUAUUGAAACAGGAAAACUGACUAAUAUUUAGUUUAUGUAAGAGGAAUACACACAAGUACACUUUGUACAGAGCAACAGAAAUCAGGUGUAUGUCAACUACUAACAAUAUCCUGUAUUAAACUUCAAAGAAAUUAUCAGUGUUUAUAACUCCUGCAAGAUUAGCUGUGAAAUAAAAUGUCAUUGUAAUUCUGAGCUUCUUUUUCCUGGGGGGGAUCUCGUUUGAAGAUAAAAUAUUGCAACUGUGCCAUGUAUUGGGUGAAAAGAUAACUUUUUUAAAAGUAGAAAUAUUACAUGUGCAUCGGUG
Messenger RNA from Pelobates cultripes (western spadefoot toad), 6327 nucleotides. NCBI's taxonomy places the organism in Eukaryota, Metazoa, Chordata, Amphibia, Anura, Pelobatidae. The record is from the annotation of a GenBank genome assembly.